GAGCACGCGAUAACAACUGAUUACGAGUCACGUGUUACGUCACCAAGAUAACCUAUCAUCGUCGCAUUUGAUCGAAACCUUUAAUUCUUUACCAUGAGUGUCUCUCGGCUGCAGCCCUGUAUCCAGCUUCCUCUCUCGGAGGACGUGCUGAGAGAAAGCGUGGAUAAAGCGAAAGACUGGACGCUUAUGCACGGAAUAUCCGUACGGUCCAAGAAACAAUUUAGCAGAGAUCAGAUACAGGUACUACCAUUCACACUGUUACCAUCUAGCUUCCCUCGAAAGUGUUUCAAGAGUGUAAAAAAUGUGCAGACUUUAUUAAAUAGGCUCGUUCACAGGGUUGCUUAUGACCGGGAGUUUAUUACAAAUAGCUUAAGAAGCACGAUCCAAGCAGACCCAUUCACAGCAAAGUUGUUCCAGAUUUAUGAGACAGUCUACAACGAAGGUUUCAGCCAAAACAUAAGCCUUGGAUUGUUAAGAUCGGAUUAUCUGUUGCACGGGAGUUUGAGCGAUGAAAUAAAGCAAGUCGAGAUAAACACCAUAGCGUCUAGCUUCGCUGGCAUUAGCACUGCCGUGUCUGAAUACCAUAAGUAUAUCUUAGCAGAAUUAGGACACGCAAAGGAAGCGGAUGAUAUUCCAGAUAACAAUGCCCUUACUGGAUUUUGCGAGGGACUGGUAUACGCGUGGCGAUUGUACAAUGACGAGGAGGCUAUUAUAUUGUUUGUUGUUGAGGAUGUGACUUACAAUAUAUGCGACCAAAGGUUCCACGAAUUUAAGAUCCGUCAAAUAAAUCCCAAAAUCAAGAUUAUCAGAAGGAGUUUAACGAGUCUGGCAUCAGGAGGAUUAAAUCUGGGGCAAAACAAGGAAUUAAUUGUUGCAAAUCAGAGAGUGGCUGUGGUUUACUAUCGUUCCGGUUACGAACUCGAAGCUUAUCCUACGGAGAAGGAAUGGGACGUUAGAUUGCUGAUUGAACGUUCCCGAGCGAUAAAAUGUCCGUCGGUACAGUAUCACCUGGCAGGCACCAAAAAAGUACAACAAUCCCUGGCUCAAUCUAGCGUCUUGAAAAACUUCUUGGAGGACGAGGAAUCCGUUGCUAAAGUGCGAGAAGUGUUUACCGGCCUGUACACAUUAGACUUUAACGACGACGGAGAGAGAGCAGUGGCGAUGGGCAUAAAGGAGCCGAACAGGUUCGUUCUGAAACCGCAGCGGGAAGGCGGCGGAAAUAACGUGUACAACGACGAGAUAAGGACGCGGUUGGACUCGAUGAAGGACUCGCAGGAAAGAACUGCAUGGAUUCUCAUGGAUCGUAUUUUUCCUGCUUUGCAGACGAACUAUCUGAUACGCGCCGCCGAGGAGCCGUCAAGAGAUAACGUCGAUUUGUCGGACGUCGUGACGGAACUCGGCAUAUACGGAGUGAUAGUGGGGGACAGUAAUCAGAUAAUGCUUAACGAGGAAGUUGGGCACAUUUUAAGGACGAAAUUGGCGAGCGAGGAUGAAGGCGGGAUUGUGGCAGGCGUCGGUGCCAUUGACAGUCCUUAUUUAAUAUAAAACAAACUGAUCUCUAGAGAAAUAAUUGCUGUAAAUAUAAUAUAUUUGCAACAAUCUGAUUAUACACACGAUAUCUACAAAUAUGUGAUACACGCCAAUUGGUUACGCUGUAAAUAUUAUAAUUAUUUUCUUUAUUGUCUUUAUCCUUAUGAUACUGUGUUUCCUGAACACUUUUUAAUAUUGUCUACUUUUGCACGAGAUUGCGGGAAUAUCGAAUAACUCGUUAGAAAAUCGAACUUCUACACUUUUCAUUGCAUUUAAAACGAAACGGGAAAUAGACUGAUUAAAAAGGUUUACUUUACAAAAUAUGAAAAGUUAAAAUGGAUUUCUUCAUCAUUAAUUCGCCUGUAUUGCUAAAUUCUUGCUAGACCUUAGCCGAUAAAAAUUUUAUUCGGCUUUGCACAAAGUUAUAAAAAUGUAAUCCUAACUUAUGCAGAAUGUAUAUAAUAAACAAUAUAUAUAUAUAUAUAUAUAUUAUAAUAUAGAUAUAAAUACAUAUAUAUGUACAAAAUGUUGGCAGCCUUUAGCGCUCAAAACAUUGAUAUCGUUGCGAGAAUAAAUAUAUUUUAAUAUUU
This is a messenger RNA of Ooceraea biroi (clonal raider ant), 2120 nucleotides long. Its product is annotated as glutathione synthetase. Lineage: Eukaryota; Metazoa; Arthropoda; Insecta; Hymenoptera; Formicidae. Gene Ontology annotation, cellular component: cytosol. Gene Ontology annotation, biological process: glutathione biosynthetic process. The record is from RefSeq and is a predicted model, not a curated record. Gene Ontology annotation, molecular function: glutathione synthase activity; ATP binding; glutathione binding.